This is a messenger RNA of Mus caroli (Ryukyu mouse), 971 nucleotides long. It is a transcript of the gene Stmp1, whose product is annotated as short transmembrane mitochondrial protein 1. The record is from RefSeq and is a predicted model, not a curated record. Gene Ontology annotation, cellular component: respiratory chain complex. Lineage: Eukaryota; Metazoa; Chordata; Mammalia; Rodentia; Muridae.
CGGGUUCCGCCCUCGCGCCGGGGAGGAGUCCCGGAGCAGAGCUGGAGCUGGAGCACGAGCACCUCUCACACCCUCCUCGCCCUCCCCACCGACAUCAUGCUCCAGUUCCUGCUCGGAUUUACUUUGGGCAACGUGGUUGGAAUGUAUCUGGCUCAGAACUAUGAAAUGCCAAACCUGGCUAAAAAACUUGAAGAGAUUAAGAAGGACCUGGAAGCCAAGAAGAAGCCCCCUAGUUCCUGAUGCCUGCCUGGCACUGCAUUCUGGACCCACCAGUUCCAUCCUGGGGGGCCUGUCUCCUUCACAGCCAAGUCCAAAGCUGUGUUCCUCUUCGGUCUCAGACCCUGCGCGUUGCUGAGGCUCCAGCACGGGCCAGAAGUCGAGUUAGCUUUCCGUUUCCAGCAUCUCCCCGUCUCCCGUAUCUUCCGUCCACCUGCCUCUGAGUCCUAAGCCUGGAACCAUGGUGCUAGGUUAGCAACGGCAACCGUGACAGGACUCACUCGCCUGUGCUCUGGGAGUCCUACUGCCUACUGUCAAGAAAUGAAUGGAUUUGGAUAGCUGCUGAGGACUUACUGUCUAGCAGUGAUAACAGGAGCUUGCUAGACAAACUAAAUUGUGUUAAAGUCAUUAAAGUCAGUAUCUUCAAGCCAGUUUCUGGUGAAUUAAUCCAUUUAUUAUAUAUUGUUACCAAGGAGCUCCAUGCUUGAUAAUUUAACCAGUAAAUCAUUUGCUGGUCAUUAACCAGGAAACUAUUUUAUGCAUUCUAUAAAAAGCAAACAAACUGGGAAAACUUAAAACAUGCAAAGUAACCUUUGUCUGCAUACAGUUCAGUCUAUGCAGUCUAUGUUUUUCCUUAGUGAUAUAUUUGAACUGAAUCUGCCGUCAAAAGAGCCAUUCUUUAUGCUGGCACUUGAUAGGAUGGGCGGAUAAAUGAGGAGCUGUUGAUAAAAGAAUGUUACUUUUUUUUUUAAACA